Punica granatum (pomegranate) is the source of this 1776-nucleotide messenger RNA. The record is from RefSeq and is a predicted model, not a curated record. Lineage: Eukaryota; Viridiplantae; Streptophyta; Magnoliopsida; Myrtales; Lythraceae.
UGGGUUGGAGAAUUCGAAAGGGAAUCAAAAAAGGUUUCACUAUCUAAUCUUAUUAAGCUGGCUUCAGCAAUGAGUUUACCCCCCAAUACCAUUUAUUGGACUUUUGCUUUCUAUUAUCUUCAUAGAUCUCUCUCCUAGUUUUUCCUCUAAGAAACUCAUCAAACUGAGAGAGAGAGAGAGAGAGAGAGAGAGAGAGAGAGAGAGAUGAGAAUACAUGAUGCAGGAGCAGGUGGAGAUGGCUCCAUAUCAGAUACUUAUGAUUACGAAGAGCUACCGCAGCACCAAGACAGGAAGGACCUCGAUGCCGGCGCUCUCUUUGUUCUUAAAUCCAAAGGGUCAUGGUUACACUGUGGCUACCACCUGACAACCUCGAUCGUCGCACCGUCACUUCUUAGUCUUCCCUACGCAUUCACCUUCUUGGGAUGGACUGCUGGCGUAAUCUGCCUCACGGUUGGUGCUCUUGUGAGCUUCUACUCCUACAACCUUAUAUCUCUAGUCCUCGAGCACCAUGCCCAGAUUGGUUAUCGCCAUCUCAGAUUUCGAGAUAUGGCUAAUGACAUUUUGGGCCGAACAUGGGGUCGGUACUACGUGGGCCCGAUCCAACUAGUGGUAUGCUAUGGCGCUGUCGUCGGUAACACACUCCUGGGAGGGGAAUGCUUGAAGGCAAUUUAUUUGCUCUCGGUGCCCGAUGGUUCAAUGAAGCUCUAUGAGUUUGUCAUGAUUUUCGGAAGUAUGAUGUUGAUUUUAGCUCAAUUCCCAUCCUUUCACUCGCUUAGGUACAUCAACUUGGCGUCCUUGGUUCUCUGCCUAGCUUAUAGUGCUUGUGCAGCCACGGGUUCCAUCUAUAUCGGGAAUUCAUCCAAUGGGGCCGAGAAGGACUAUUCCCUUGUCGGGGAUACAGAGAGCCGCGUCUUCGGGAUGUUCAAUGCUAUUGCGAUCAUUGCCACUUCGUUUGGCAACGGGAUCAUUCCCGAGAUCCAGGCUACAUUGGCGCCUCCGGUGAAGGGGAAAAUGUUCAAGGGGUUGUGCUUGUGCUACGCCAUUGUGCUGGUCACCUUCUUCAGCGUUGCGAUAUCGGGUUACUGGGCCUUUGGGAAUCAAGCGGAUGCGCUGAUCCUCAGCAACUUUGUGGUGGACGGCCGGGCCUUGAUGCCCAAAUGGUUCGUCUUCAUGACCAACAUGUUCACUAUCCUCCAACUCUCUGCCGUUGCUGUGGUCUACUGCCAACCCACAAAUGAAGCGCUCGAGCGGGCAUUCGCAGACCCAAUGAGUGGCGAGCUCUCUCUACGAAACAUAGUCCCUCGAGUCAUCUCCCGUUCAUUGGUGGUCAUUGCAGCGAUAACACUCGCAGCUAUGCUCCCAUUUUUUGGAGACAUCAACUCCUUCGUCGGAGCCUUCGGUUUCAUACCCCUAGAUUUCAUCCUGCCCGCCGUCUUCUUCAACCUGACGUUCAAGCCUUCCAAACGGAGCCCCAUCUUCUGGGUUAACAUCACCAUUGCAGUGAUCUUCUCGAUACUUGGGGUAAUCGCAUCGAUUGCGGCGGUGAGGCAGAUAGCUCUUGAUGCCGAAACUUACAAGUUGUUUGCGGAUGUAUAGAUUAUCCAAGAUCUCACUUGAAUAUAUAUAGUGUAUCGAGAUCACUUGUUUGUAUUGAAAUCAAUUGUAUUGUGAAGCUCAUCAUUUUUUUCGACUUAACAUUUUUACGACAGGCAUGGUCUCAAUAUCGAGUACGCUAGAUCUGAAACAUAUAUAUCCUGUUAGACAGCAUACUUCCAG